Messenger RNA from Oncorhynchus kisutch (coho salmon), 1526 nucleotides. RefSeq names its product intracellular hyaluronan-binding protein 4. Gene Ontology annotation, molecular function: RNA binding. Gene Ontology annotation, biological process: positive regulation of translational initiation; positive regulation of RNA splicing. The coding region runs from base 208 to 1311 and encodes 367 amino acids. Lineage: Eukaryota; Metazoa; Chordata; Actinopteri; Salmoniformes; Salmonidae. The record is from RefSeq and is a predicted model, not a curated record. Gene Ontology annotation, cellular component: nucleus; cytoplasm. The transcript is spliced from 8 exons.
UAAAUUAUCCGCCAUGUUGGACGAACCGCAUGCUCAAAUAUGCAAGUGAGUUUGUUCGAAAUUUAGCCAGGGGGAAUAGUCGUGAUUUAUUCACGGGUCAAUAUGUUUGUUCUUGAGGUCUUCGGCUCGUAAAGAAGGUCAAUAGAUUUAGAGGUGUAAUCCAGAUUGUAUUCCAGUAGAUUUUUGGGGGAAAAUUCCAUUCUCAACAUGAAGGGAAUUGUUGAAGAACCCACCGACACCGAAAGUGCUGGUUUUGGGUGCACGGUGGCAAACCGCUUUGGUCAUCUUUUAGACGACGAUGCCGACCCGUUCGACAUCAUUCGCGAGGCUCAGGUGGAGAAGCAGAAGAAAAAGAAGAAAGAUGAGACUAAAAAAACUGCCACUACAGAUAAACUUGUGAAGAAGGACUCUCAAAAGGACAGGAGAACUCCAUUGAGUGCAGGGGAAUGCGACAAUGCACACGUUAAAAGUUUACAGGGUUCGAAAUAUCCUCCUCAAGGUGCACUUGGCCAUCUAGAGGAGCGACGUGUUGGCUUCCGGGAUCGAAGGCAGAAUGACAGUGAAGCACCCUUAGGAUACUCUAUUGAAAGGCCUGUGGAUCAGGGUGAGCGUCCUGGAAGGGGCCGUGGAAGAGGAAUGCGUGGCGGGGGCAACAUAAGAUCCACAGAUGGCUUUGACCAGAGAGGCAAGAGGGAGUUCGAGCGCCACAGUGGCAGUGAUAGAACUGGUGUGCGGUCAGAGGAGAAGCGAGGGGGCAGUGGUCCACGUAACUGGGGAUCUAUGAGGGACCACAUAAGUGCGGUGGCUGAUGGGGCUGCGGCGACUGAGGGAGGUGACGGAGAUGAGGUGGCAGAGACUGGUGAAAAUCUCGCCCCUGAGAAUGAAGGCGAUGGGGAAGCAGUGGUGGAUGUUGCUGUGGAGAUGUCUCUGGAUGAGUGGAAAGCCCUGCAAGAACAGAACCGUCCCAAGAAGGAGUUCAACCUGCGCAAGGCUGAUACCAUUGUACCCUCUGACUCAGUGGUCAUCCACAAGUCCAAGAAACAGGUUGAGCAGGAGCAGGUUGAGUUUGAGGAGGAUGAUGCUGCAUCUCUCCGUCGCCCUGCCAAUGACAUCACAGCCAAGCUGAAGAUUGACUUUGGCAGCCUGGGACGACCCUCACGGGGGACCAGAGGAAGAGGGGGGGGUGGACGAGGUGGCCCAGCCACUCGGCCAGAGACCGUUUCUCCUCAGAAGCCUCCUGAAAAGGCUCAGGUCCAGCAGGGACAGGCACCAAACCCUGAUGACCCAGAGGACUUCCCUGCCCUGGCCUAAAGGAAGGGGUCAGCAUUAGACCAGAGCCCAGUCCAUUGGUGGACUGUCACCUGUACUGUGCCUUAGUGGAAUGAGCUGCACUUCCCAAGAGAAGUAACUCUUAUACAUCCCAAAGAACUGUAUAUAAAUCAGAGUUCAGAUGAAUGGCCUUUCAUUGUAAUGGGAAAUAUGAAUACUUGACCUGAUUAUAAUAAUAAAUGCACUGUUGACAUUGA